UUUUUUUUUUUUUAAACUCCAGAGGUGGCUCUGUCUGAAGUUUACAACCUGGCCUCUCCUAUUAGCAUGAAUUCUAUUCAGCACUGUGGGGCUUCCUAUUUAGUCAAAGAACACUAUUUAAAUACGGUGUUGAGCAAUCUAUAUGGCACCUUCGGCACAGAGUUUUCCAGCCUGAGCAGCAAGUUCCUGAUCCUGUAAAUCAGGAGGCGGGCCUUUAUCACGCCAAAGGAAUGGCAGAGUCAUGCAAGGUUGCUUGGGAAUCUCACUAGCAUUUCUAAGCACCUGAGUCUGCCUCAGACUCCUUAUAAAUACAGCUUGACUCAGCCACGGUGUAACUGACACCCUUGGGACAUGAAGUGGAUACUGCUCUUUGGGGCCCUUAUUGUGCCCAGUAUCUGUGGCCGAGAAAAAUUUUCUGGGGACCAAGUGUUUAGGAUUAAUGUCAGAAAUGGAGACGAGAUCAGCAAACUAAAUGAGCUAAUGAAGUCAGACCACUUGAAGCUCAACUUCUGGAAAUCUCCCUCCACCUUGGGCCUUCCCGUGGAUGUCCUGGUCUCAUCCGCCAGUCUGCAGCCAGUCACAGUCUUCCUCCAGUCCCAAGGCUUAGAUUACUCCGUGACGAUUGAAGACCUGCAGGCCCUUUUAGAUGAAGAACAUGAAGAAAUGCAACACAACGAAGAGCAAGAACGGAGCAACGGUAACUUCAACUACGGGGCCUACCAUUCCUUGGAAGCUAUUUACAGGGAGAUGGACAGCAUCGCCGGAGACUUCCCCCAUCUGGCGAGCAGGGUGAAGAUCGGACGUUCGUUUGAAAACAGGCCGAUGUAUGUACUGAAGUUCAGCACCGGAAAGGGCAGUCAGCGGCCGGCCAUUUGGCUGAACGCAGGCAUUCAUUCCCGGGAGUGGAUCUCACAGGCCACGGCCAUGUGGACUGCGAGGAAGAUUGUAUCUGAUUACGGGAAGGAUCCAGCCGUCACCUCCAUCUUGGAGAAAAUGGAUAUUUUCUUGUUGCCAGUCGCCAAUCCUGAUGGAUAUGUAUAUACGCACACUCAAAACCGACUUUGGAGGAAGACACGGUCCCACCAUCCCGGAAGCUCCUGCAUCGGUGUUGAUCCAAACAGAAAUUGGAAUGCUAGCUUUGCGGGAGGGGGAGCCAGUGACAACCCUUGCUCCGAAGUGUACCACGGACCCCACGCCAAUUCCGAAGUGGAGGUGAGAUCGGUGGUAGAUUUCAUUCAAGAGCAUGGGAAUUUCAAAUGCUUCGUCGACCUGCACAGCUACUCACAGCUGCUGAUGUAUCCGUACGCGUACACAGACAAAAAGGCCCCCGAUGCUGAUGAGCUGGACAAGGUGGCGAAGCGCGCGGCCAAAGCGCUGGCCUCCCUGUCGGGCACCCGGUACCACGUGGGCUCCAUCUGCAGCACUGUCUAUAAGGCCAGCGGCAGCAGCACGGACUGGGCGUAUGAAAACGGCAUCAAGUACUCGUUCACUUUUGAGUUGAGAGAUACUGGGCACUACGGCUUCCUCCUGCCAGCCAACCAGAUCAUUCCCACGGCCAAGGAGACCUGGCUGGGGCUGAAGACCAUCAUGCAGUAUGCGCGGGACCACCUCUACUAGAUGAGGAGCCCGCUUCGUCUACACGUAUUGAUCCCUACGUAUGUAGACACACACGGAAGCCACUGUUAAAGGGAGCUUUUCUUUGCCCUGUGAGCCAGAGCCCUGUGGCUUUGUAGAAGUGGUCAGCCCCUCUCCAGCCCCGCUCCCUGAACUCCCUGCGCCGGCGCUGUCUGGUGCACCUGAGGGAAGGGCUUCUGUAACCUGCGGUAUUCUGAUCCUGGGGCUGGGCGGAGCUCUUUCUUUGCAGCCUCUCCUCACACACCCGC
Molecule: messenger RNA, 1883 nt
Organism: Phyllostomus discolor (pale spear-nosed bat)
Lineage: Eukaryota; Metazoa; Chordata; Mammalia; Chiroptera; Phyllostomidae
Gene: CPA4
Product: carboxypeptidase A4
Exons: 11
Coding region: 352-1617 (421 amino acids)
Biological process (GO): proteolysis
Molecular function (GO): metallocarboxypeptidase activity; zinc ion binding
Source: RefSeq, a predicted model, not a curated record